AAAGGAAAGAUCAGUUUCAGCUGGCAUUUACCGGAGCAAAGCCUGCUUUAAACGAAGCGACCUUGCUACCUCCCUGCGGUGGUGGCAUGAGGUGUAUUCUUCUUUACAGGGCGGAGCGGUAAAUAAGUAUAUACCGUAGGGCACCUGACACAGAGAGCCCGCCCUCGCCCUCCAACAGGAGCGCUGCCAGCGGAGCCCUCAGGAAACCCGCGCGGGGGCCGCUGCAGCCCGAGGGGGCGGGUUCUCCCUCCCGCCUUCUGCUCCUCACUCGGGGCUGGCGCUGGCGGCGGGGAAGAAGCCGCUUAGCGCCUCGGCUUGGGGGAAUUUCUCUCUGCUCAGCCCUGGUGAGAGCGAGGACGACUCCGCCGACAUGGCAGCUCCGCGGGGCUGCUGGCUAGUGGUCGUUCUCGCCACUGUCGUACCUGACGUGCAGUUGUACUUACAAAUCAGGCCCUCGUGUAGCAGUGAGCAACAUUAUGAAUAUUCUGGACGAUGCUGCACCAAAUGUGAACCAGGAAAGUAUAUGGCCAUAAAAUGCACUACCUUUGCAGAGACCGUAUGCAAACCCUGUGGCUCAAAUGAGUAUAUGGACAUCUGGAAUGAAGAGGAAAAGUGCUUUCUUCAUAAAAUAUGUGAUAGAGGAAAAGCUUUAAUAGAAGUGACUCCAGGAAACAGCACAUUCCAAAGACAAUGUGCCUGUAUUGGUGGCUACCAUUGGAACAGAGACUGUGAUUGCUGUCGGCGAAACACAAAAUGCCCCCCUGGCUCUGGAGUGAAAUUUCCCAUACAACAAGAUAAGAAUACAGUGUGCGUACCAUGUCCCACUGGUUAUUUUUCUAAUGUCUCCUCUGCAACUGAUGAAUGCAGAGCCUGGACAAAUUGCACAGCUUUGGGAACUGAAGAAAAGAUUCCUGGGAAUAAUUGGUCUGAUGCAGUUUGUAAGACAGAAGGGGAAACACAUUCAGAAGAUGUUUUUCAUUUUUCAGAAAACAAGAAGUUAUUUUAUGUGUUGAUUGUUCCAUUCCUCCUCAUUGCCUUGGCUGGUAUAAUUAUCCUUACUAUAUAUUAUCGAAGUAAGGGAAAACUACUGACAGAUUUGCAAUACUGGGCUCAGGAAAUAUGCCACCAAAUAAAAGGGAAAAAGGAUUCUUCUUGUGAUACAUUUGUAAACACAAAUGUAGCACAUCCUCCUGGCCUUCAACUUUUGGGAGAGACUUAUUUGUUGGAUCUUGACAAAUGCUGCUUUCCGGAUGACAUACAUUACCCACAUGAGCACCUCCUGAGUGAAAAAGAUGGCCCUGAUAAAAUCCUUUAUGGAUCAAGAGAGGAUUUCCCAGUGUUGUUUCUAACUACCAUGUCUGAAGAUGACCACUUUAAACAGAUUCCUAUGGAAGAUGAGUACAUGGACAAAGGAUCCCAUGGGCCAUGCUAUUUACCUUUAGUGAGCCAAUCUGAAAGCAAACCUGAGUCACCCUUCUCUGAACCGCUAGAAGUGGGAGAGAAUGAUAGUUUGAAUUACCUCUUCACAGGAACGGAAAAUCUGGUGGAAUUAGUAAACUGCUGUUGCUUGGACCCAUCAUGUGGGAUGGAUCCUAUUCAUGCUUCCUCACACAAAUACCUGCAGAGUUCUUGUAAUCAGUUCACUUGUAGCAAGAUGAGGGAUGUUGAUAAUGAAGAUAUAGGCAUCUCCCUACUAAUGUCUGAAGAAACACAUAGCUUCGCUAGCUCAUCUUGUAGACAACCUCCUAACAAACUGGACAAUGCUGCAGGUUCCUUAAAAGAAAAUGGAUCUUCUCUGCUGGGCACCUGUGGUUUGGAAUCUUCUUCUGUGGACCAAAAUGGGUCAGCCAACAAUAUUGGGAACAGAAGUGACUCAUCUGAUGGAAAGGGCACAAAGGACCAGAAUACAAAAAGAACAUCUGAGUCAAGCUACAAUGCUUCAGAUCCCCCAGCAGCAUCUGGAAAUGUGACGGGAAAUGGGAACUCUACAUUCAUUUCAAGUGGACAAGUCAUGAAUUUUAAAGGUGAAAUUAUUUUUGUCUAUGUUAGUCAGAACUCCCAAGAGGGGUCAAUGUCUCCUGGAGCAAGUGACGACAGCCUGGGGAACCCAGUGCAAGAGGAAAACCUAAACCGCUGUGAGACAUUUGCAGGCAAUGCUCACCAGUAUAAAGAAAAAUGUGCUGAGAUCAAUACAUAUCAUGGCAUGGAUCCUGGAGAGCCUCAAAGCACUCUGGGGGGAUAUAAGAGGACUUUUGGACCUAUUAGUCAAGAAGAGAAUUACGAAAGCCAGAAGAAGAAGCACCUCUCUCAUGAGGCCUCACAGCCUAUUCAAGAGGAAGGAAAGGCAGGAUAUUCUUAAGGAAGAUGGGACAUUGAUGCAGACUAAUGCUGGUUACUGGUAUUCAGUUGAAAGAACACUACCAUUCACUGAACAUGAUCUGGAAAACAGCAUGCGGAUAGCACUAAUUAAGCAAAAGAAAUCUUUUGUUGGUUGCUGAGAUGUCAGACUGCUGUGACUGAUGGUUUACAAGUGGGUUCUUUGCUCCACUAUAAAAACGUAGAGGAGACUGUUGAAUACUUUUAUUGCUAUGUGGAAUAUUCUGGUUUUCCAAGAAAAGGGUAAUGCUUCGGAAUUCAGAGAUGAGAUGCGUUGUGUCAUUGCCGUUCUUCCAGAUGCCAAGGAUGAUGUUCCUAUGGAAUUGACACAUGCUGCUUAAGACUUUUGUCCACAGGCUUUGUGUUUUUAGAAUGGUGGCUUCUGUUUAUGUACAAUGGUAACAGUAGCACAGCGCCCUUACUUUUGCUGUAGAAAAAAUAGAUGACAGUCCAGUGAAACAGAUGUUAAUUUUGUCUGUCCUCAUGCUUCAGAUAGGAUUUCUGCCUUUUUUUUUUUUAAUAGUUCAUAUACUGUACAUUGUUUAAGUGUUUAUCCAUGAGCUUAAAUUUUUUAAAAGGACACUGAAAUUGCUCUGGGUCUGAGUAAGGGUAGCUUCAUGUCACCCUACACUCCUGCUGGGCUGUGUUGCACUUUUUCCUGAGUUUGCCACUGGAUGAGUAAAUAGUGAGUUGUGCUUAUAGAACAGCCCCAUUACUCAGUUUUCAAUUGCUACAAAGCCUAUGAUUCCAAAUUAAAACAGUACAACUUACCCUUUGUGUGUACCUACAACCCCCACCCCCCCACACACACAUUCUCAUUAAUGGUGUGAAAGAAGACUGACUGCUAAUAAGCACUUUUUCUCAAGACAGGCAGGACAGAUGGGCUUGUGUAUUUUAGGUAAAUAACUUACAGUGAUCAAGCAUUAACGUUAUUCCCAGUCAUGGUCUGGCAGAGCAACUUCCAGUACAGUAUGCACAGAAAGAUGACUAGUGCAUUUAAUAUCAUCAAAUGACAUUAAUCCAUAUCUGAGACAAGCUGCCUUUGGAUUGUAUUGAGACUGAAUUCAUUGUAUUGUUCUGUAUUGAUACUGGCAUACUAAGAUUCCAAGGCCUUGAGGGCAUCUCUUGACAUUAUUGACAUGCUGUAUACAGUAUAUAUUUUAAAAUGUCUAAAACUACAGUAAUUAUUUUAUGAACUGAGGAAGUGGGUUUCUUAAUGAAUAUUUAUAAUAGUUUUAUUUGCUAAAAUUCUGAUUUUGUAAAAAAAAUCUUACUAGUGAUAUUUUGCCAGCUGUCUCUUUAACAUUGACAAACUCUGUAUUGUCUCAAUAUUUCCAAAACUUGUUUGUGGCUAGUAAUUACUCCACCAAGUUUAAUGGAUGGUGUACCAAAGAGUCAAGAGUUCAGCUUCCCCAUUCUCCCCCAUCUUUAUUUGCAACCUUUCACCUUUCUCAUCUACUGUAUUAACCCCUAUGGAAGUGAUGUGAGAAAAAUAAGUAACAGGAUAGACUCAUGCAAAUAAGGCACAAUGUCAUCCUGCUACUUCUCUAAUUUUGAGUGGAACGAUUGCAUCUUCUUUCCCGAGCAUAUAGAAUCAAAGGAAAUAAAUGACAUCUUGAAUAAAGGGCACAGAUUCACACACAGUUAUGCAUGUGUUUUGUACGUAGUUUGUAAGUUCUAAAAUGGAUUUGAGGGUACUGUCAUUUACUGUACUACAAGUAUAUUGUGUUGGUGUGAGGACAGACCAAAGAAUUUAUUCCACGAUACAGAAUAAAAUGAUAAAUAUAAUGGUUUUGAUGCUAAAUAUACACAAAGAAUGUAAGAUGCAUAUACUGUCCCAUUGGAAUACAGCAUGUGAAAUUUCUUCAGCACAAGGUUAGUCACAGUUAGGAAAGAAUUUUCUGCCAGGGUUAGGCUGACAGUUGCUGGCUGGCUGCACAGCCCUUUCUAGUGCAUGGCAUCCUCUGUCAGAAGCCCAGAUGCUCAAAGAUUAAUCAUGCUGCCUUCUGCUGGCCUUUUUUUCCCACUACAGUAUUAUGCACUCCUGAGUUCCUGAUUAAGCAGCGUAUUAGUGCGGAACGCCUGUCUCUCUCUAUCCUGCAGCAUUCAAGCGAACACACACAAACAGUGUUAGUGCUUUUGUUGUACUAACUAAAAUAUGUAAUACGUCUUCAUAAUUAUCAGAGAGAAACAUUGGAAUGUGCCUUUAUAUUAGGUCAGCUGGACUACCUACCUUAGAAAUAUCUGUUCCAAAAACCAGCUGUUCUUCAGGGUCUUCCUAUUACUGCUCUUUUGGGGCAGUGUUCAUUCGUGUUCUACAUUAAUCUUUGGGACACUAUUCUGAUCCAUCAGAGGUUUUUUUUUAAUGGAUUUUCUUUCCAGUCUCAACAAUCUCUUUCCAUCUGUUGUCGGCUAUUUUCCCUAUCAUAUGAAGUUUUUGUACUCAAAAUUAGUUACAUAUGUGGGCUUUAACAUACAUUUUCCCAAUGUGUGUAUUUAGUGAAAUUUCUAGGGCAUGUUUAUUUAAUGUACAUUUCCUCAAUGCAUUUUUAAAGGAAAAUUUCCUCUUUUAUGUAACUUUCCCAAAUAUAUGCUUGUUUUGUUCACAACUUUGACAAAUAUAUGCUGUUUCAUGGGCUCAUCUUCUACAGAUGCGUUGUACGGAUUUUUGACUGGAGAAUAAUGGACAACAGCAGAUUCUAUUUGUUGCUACCAGGGAUUUUUACGAAUCACACUCAUGCGAAACAAAUGGUAGAAAGACUGAGGUCACACUGGCAUUAUAAUACUGAAGUGAUUAUGUGGAACAUUAGGAAUAGGUAACUUACAAGAAAUGUACUCCAGAAGAAAUUAACUUCAUAACUGACAUAAAACAUGCAUUUGAACUUGAGGAGUAAAAGUCAGGAUAAAGUUGUUCAGUGCCCUCAGAAAGAAAAGGAUAUUACAGAAUUUAAUGUUGCACUAAAUUUGAGGCUAGGUUUGUAUCAAAGAUGACGUGUGUUUUGGUGCACUAAAUAAAUAUUAAAAAAUAGAUGCGUAUUUGUAGCUGAAUCUCUUUCACUUGUUUGUUCACCAUAUUCCAUUCUGAGUAUAUGUUCUUAAAAUGUUUUGAGUGCAUGUGUGUAAAUCUUGAUUUUAUAGUAAAACAGAAUUGGUCACCCUCAGUCAGGAGAAAAGCAUGAGGAAUAUGAGUCUGAUUCCAAAAUUUUGUUCCAAGGGUCAAUUUUU
Messenger RNA from Python bivittatus (Burmese python), 5601 nucleotides. The record is from RefSeq and is a predicted model, not a curated record. NCBI's taxonomy places the organism in Eukaryota, Metazoa, Chordata, Lepidosauria, Squamata, Pythonidae.